AUGCUCUUUCAUGAAGGGCUGAGAGAUGAGCUUCGACGCAAGGUUCCCCACCCUAGGACUAAGGAAGAUAAGAACCGGGUGAAGUAUGUUCUGAUGGCAGCUCGCCAAGCAGAGGAAGAGAAGCAACCCCAAGAACAAGAGUCCGAACUCCUGUUCUUAGGGUUGCUUCUCUUCCUCUGCUUGGCGAGCUGCCAUCAGAACAUACUUCACCCGGUCCUUAUCUUCCUUAGUCCUAAGGUGGGGCACCUUGCGUCGAAGCUCAUCUCUCAGCCCUUCAUGAAAGGGCACUCCCAUAAGCUCCCAAUGACUCUGCGGCAAAAGCGAAAAUCCGGUGGUAUUCCAGCAACAUCCGUGGACCUUGUGCCACUCUGA
This is a messenger RNA of Microthlaspi erraticum, 372 nucleotides long. NCBI's taxonomy places the organism in Eukaryota, Viridiplantae, Streptophyta, Magnoliopsida, Brassicales, Brassicaceae. The record is from the annotation of a GenBank genome assembly.